Schistosoma guineensis is the source of this 333-nucleotide messenger RNA. The record is from the annotation of a GenBank genome assembly. Lineage: Eukaryota; Metazoa; Platyhelminthes; Trematoda; Strigeidida; Schistosomatidae.
AUGAUAAUUUUAUUAGCCAUUAAAUAUUUAUUGGUAAACUUAUACUGUAAUAUGAAAUUUAUCUUAGUUUUAAGCUUAUUAGUCCUUGUCACAUCAGUUUUUGUUGAAGCAAGACCUGAAGGUGAUGAAUUUCUACUGCGAAAAAUGCUAUCGGAUACUACUGAUAAACUCAAAGUGUUAACAUUAAAACACUUAACAAUAUUUCGUAAUAAAGUUAAAAGUUAUUUCAAAGAAGAUGGUUUAGGUGAGAAAAUAACAGAAGUUUUAGUUAUUCUUAUUCAACGUCUCAAUAGACGCUUAGAAAAUUGUUUAAAAUCAUCUAAUUUAGAAUAA